AUGGAUGAUCUGCCAGAUGGUGACGGGCAAUCUGAUACACACUCUACUGAUGCAAAUUGGCUGUCCUCACAUGAAGAGCAUAAGUUCCAAUCCAUUUCCUUGGCUAAGCAGGACCACAAUUCGGAUUUGGCAGAUUCUUCUCUUAACUGUAUGAAAGGUGACCAUUCAUUUUGCGCUUCUCAGGAAUUAUGGUCUACUGGAUUUCUAUCGAGUCCAAUACCCAAUGGAUUUUACUCAAUUAUACCGGAUAAGAAACUGAAGGAGUGUUUUGACGCCAUUCCUUCUCCUGAUGAUCUAUAUUCCCUUGGAAUAGAGGGCUUCAAGGCUGAGAUAAUUCUUGUGGACUUGGAGAAGGAUAAAAAGCUAUCUGCGAUAAGGCAGCUAUGUGUAGCUCUGGUAAAAGGAUUGAGUUCUAACCCAGCCGCAAUGAUAAAAAAGCUUGCAGGUUUGGUUUGUGACUUCUAUAAGCGACCAAACCCACAGCUCAGCCCUGCAAGAACUUCUUCUGAAGAAAUUUUUCAUUUCAUGGAAAACAAGGGAAUUCAAUUGUUGGGGCAGAUACGACAUGGAUCUUGUCGGCCCAGAGCAAUUUUAUUUAAAGUCCUUGCUGACUCUGUUGGUAUAGAUUCUAAGCUGUUGGUGGGCAUUUCAGAUGAAGAAUCUCAUGAACGCGAUGACUCACCCAAACAUAUGUCUGUUGUUGUUAUGCUGAAGUCCAUGGAGUUUCUCGUUGAUCUAAUGCGUUUUCCAGGACAACUAAUUCCAUUCUCAUCCAAAGCUAUAAUCACAUCCCAUAUAUCUGCUGCUGGAGAGAGUGACUCUGCUGACUAUGAUUCUUGUGAUUCUCCUCUUGAACCGAAUAGUCCUUUGUGCUCUCAACGGCAAGAGCAAGAUGAAAACAAUAGGUCAUUUAAAGUUCCGUCCCUAAGAGACAUCAUGCGCCGAACUUCAAACUCUAUGGAGGGCAAAUUGAGAUGUUCAUCACAUAGUGAACCAAAUGUUGCAAAUGCCUUAUGUGGACGCCGUGGGAGGAAAGCUAAUGAACAUCAAAGAACUGCCAGUUCAAGAAGGAGCAAACAAAGAGAAGACUCAGGAAUGCAAAGUUUGUUAGCUCUCAUAAGUCCAGACCAUCCAUUGUCCAGAGCACAUGGACGCUCAAACUUGGGUGAUAGACAGUACGGAGAUGGUGUAGCUGUAUCAAGGUCAGAUGGUGCAUCAACGUCAAGUGCGCGGAGAGGACGUCCAAAAAGUAUGAGUACAUCCCCUGAAAUUGGUGAUGACUUUGCGAGGGCAGUUAAAGAAAUGAGUGAAAGCAUGAGGAAAAAUCGCCAUUCAAGGGCACAUAAUGAUGGUAGUCCAGGACAUUCAAAUGAUUCACAGAGAAAAGAGGAAUCAGUAGGUGACCUCAACGAUGAUGAGGUGUCAGUAAGAGAACCAAAUGUUCAGGAGGGUUCAAGAAGGCACAUUAUUACUCAGAAGGCAUUGUCAUUACCUUCAUCACCGCAUCGGUUAGGUAACCAUGGUUCUAAUCUUAGAGAGCCAGCUGACUUCCUUACAGCAGAAGAUCUGAUGUCCACUUGGAAUAAAGCAUUGCAAUCUUCACCAUUUCUGAACAAGCCAUUAUUGCCUUUUGAAGAAUGGCAUAUUGGGUUCUCAGAGAUUGCUGUUGGCACUCGUGUUGGAAUAGGUUUUUUUGGGGAAGUUUUCCGUGGUAUCUGGAAUGGAACAGAUGUAGCUAUAAAAGUAUUUCUGGAGCAAGAUUUAACAAUGGAGAAUAUGGAAGAUUUCUGCAAUGAGAUCUCUAUACUUAGCCGUCUCCGACAUCCCAAUGUCAUAUUGUUCCUUGGUGCAUGUAUGAAGCCUCCUCACUUAUCCCUAGUCACUGAAUAUAUGGAAAUGGGUUCCUUGUACUAUUUGAUUCACACAAGUGGCCAGAAAAGUAAGAUCAGUUGGCGAAGGAGGCUAAAAAUGCUCCGUGAUAUCUGUAGGGGUCUUAUGUGUAUGCACCGUCUGAAGAUAGUUCAUCGUGAUCUAAAGAGUGCGAAUUGCCUUGUUAACAAGCACUGGACAGUCAAGUUAUGUGAUUUUGGGCUCUCUCGGUUAUUGUCGAAUUCUGCAAUGAGUGACAACUCAUCUGCAGGCACUCCAGAGUGGAUGGCUCCUGAGCUUAUUCGUAACGAACCAUUUACAGAAAAGUGUGAUAUCUUUAGCCUUGGAGUUAUCAUGUGGGAGCUUUGCACUCUGAGUAGGCCCUGGGCAGGAAAGCCGCCAGUUCAGGUUGUUUACUCUGUUGCGAACGAAGGGGCAAGAUUGGAAAUACCAGAUGGACCUCUGGGUAACUUGAUAGCAGAUUGCUGGACAGAACCGGAGAAGCGACCAAGCUGCCAGGAGAUCCUGACCCGUUUGCUUGAUUGCGAGUACACCUUAUGUUGA
Molecule: messenger RNA, 2433 nt
Organism: Triticum turgidum subsp. durum (durum wheat)
Lineage: Eukaryota; Viridiplantae; Streptophyta; Magnoliopsida; Poales; Poaceae
Source: the annotation of a GenBank genome assembly